Colletotrichum siamense is the source of this 1359-nucleotide messenger RNA. RefSeq names its product putative oxidoreductase OrdL (gene ordL-0). Bases 1 to 1359 code for a protein of 452 amino acids. Gene Ontology annotation, cellular component: cytoplasm. The record is from RefSeq and is a predicted model, not a curated record. Gene Ontology annotation, molecular function: oxidoreductase activity. Lineage: Eukaryota; Fungi; Ascomycota; Sordariomycetes; Glomerellales; Glomerellaceae. The transcript is spliced from 4 exons.
AUGGAGGACCAAAGCCCUAUUCCCGUCGGUAACUCGACCGAGCCUUUCUGGAGAACAGAGCUCCGCGAGUUGGACAGUCAUCGCAGCACCGAGCAUCUUCCUGCCGAGUGCGAUGUUUUGAUCAUCGGCGCUGGGUUUGCUGGCACUGCUCUUGCCCACUACAUUCACGAAGACAACCCUUCCCCUCCAUCUGUAGUGAUUCUGGAAGCUCGAGAGGCGUGCUCAGGUGCCACAGGGCGCGGUCAACUGAAGCCUGAUGUUUACUUCAACAUACCCAAGUACAUCGAGAAAUAUGGCGUGGACGCCGCGGUUGAGGUCGCCAACUUCGAGUCUUCACAGGUCUUUGCAGUGAAAGAACUCGUAGAGAAGGAGAAGAUAGACUGUGACUUCACUCUGACCAGGACCUGCGACGCCACUUUGGAUGAGGGUCUCGCUGCCGCAACUGAGGAGGCGUUCGCGAAGCUGGUCGAGUCCGGAGUGGCUAAUCUCAAGGAUGUGCAUUACACACCUCGGGCACAGGCUGAAAUGGUAAACAAUCCCUACCCGCACAUUAUUGAGCUUGGCACAUGGAGAAUUGCUGAUCAGAAGUCUCAGGUUUCAGGCGUAAAAGGUGCCCUAUCGUGUUUCACGUUCACAGCGGGCCAUCUUUGGCCGUAUAAGAUGGUAAUGCACUUGCUGAAAGGCGUUGUGCAGAAAGGAGCAAACCUCCAGACUCAUACCCCUGUCACUCAUAUCUCAGAAAAUCCCCUCCCUGACGGCCGCUGGGAGGUUUCCACGGCGCGAGGAAGUAUCAAGGCUAAGAAGGUUUUACUGGCUACUAACGGAUACACUUCACACUUGGCCCCAGAGUUCAAGAACCAUAUUGUGCCCGUACGAGGCAUCUGCAGUCGCAUUGUGGUGCCUCAAGGGGAAACAGCACCGUACAUGUCGCAGACCUACAGCAUCCGACACGGACCGUCAAUGUACGACUACCUUAUACCCAGGAACGAUGGUAGUAUUGUUGUCGGCGGCGCGAAGCCGACCUUCUGGGCCGACCGGUCUCAGUGGUACAAUGUGUUCGACGACAGCAAGCUCAUUGAGCCAGCAAGGACUUAUUUUGACGGGUUGAUGCAGAGGACAUUUCGUGGGUGGGAGAACAGCGGUGCUUAUACUGACAAAGUCUGGGCUGGUAUCAUGGGUUUCAGCUCUGAUUUCAUGCCGUAUGUGGCCAAGGGAGUGGUGCAGAUGUUGCGCCACGGAAAGUCCUUUGCAGAGACAGGUAUACCCUCCUUAUUCCAGGCCACUAAGGAGCGUCUGGAAAACACGAAGAACUCUAUCAUAGACGAACACGGUGUCCAGCAUGUGAGGGGCAAGUUGUAG